Messenger RNA from Aspergillus neoniger CBS 115656, 4637 nucleotides. RefSeq names its product NACHT and WD40 domain protein. The transcript has 3 exons. Gene Ontology annotation, molecular function: protein binding. The record is from RefSeq and is a predicted model, not a curated record. Bases 147 to 4559 code for a protein of 1470 amino acids. Lineage: Eukaryota; Fungi; Ascomycota; Eurotiomycetes; Eurotiales; Aspergillaceae.
CACAUUCAGUCCAGGACUCUAUCACUGAUCGGUUUCUAUUGCGAUUGCACUACAAGAAUUUUUCAAGACCUCACAGCGUCCCAGAAUGCCAUCGUGCAAGUCUGGGUGUCUUUCGACAUUGCUUGGGGGUUUUAGGAAAGACAGACAUGCAGAGGAGGGAAGGCACGAGGCAGACGACCAAAAAGUCGAAGAGUAUGGCGAGAAAAGCCCUGCAAAAGGCUCUCCCAGCAAUGGCGCUACUGGCAACGAUAGUCAAACUACAGAAUUGCGACAAGAUGAUGGAUUACUUGCUACUGAUGACAAGACUACCAGUGACGCUGGUGGACGCCGUGGACAACAGGCCAUUAACCAGGCGGGUUUUUAUUCACAAAGCUCUCUGGGACAAGGCCUAUAAAAACCUCAAAAAUGACCCGGCAAAGGCAGAAUACGUUUCAAGGUAUGAGGAACUGCUUCAAAGGGUGUUUUUGAGCCAAUACACGGCCGCAAAAGUAGUCGAAACGAAUGAGUCUUCCCAGCACCUUGGAGAAGAGCAAAUGAAAAAGGUGGUCGAAGAAGGCCUUGCGAGAAUUGAGAAAUACAAGAAAGCUAUCGAGGAUUCGGAGAGCACUGUCAAUGUAAUCAAGCAGCUCAAGGCCAUUCUUGACAUUCCUCUGAAGAAUGUCUCUCAGACUGCGCUGCCGUGGGCCGUCAUCUCAUCAAGCGUUGAUAUAUUGCUCAAGCCAGUCAGCGUGGGAGCGGCUCUCUACAACGGCGUAGCUUAUGCGGUUUCUAGAAUCGAGUGGUACUCGAAAUUGACCAACAAACUUGUAUGUGAGGACAGCAUAAAAGAUGAUCAGUCGCUACACAGAAUACGAGAGGACAUAGCUGGGCGAAUCACGUCGUUGUAUGAGUCACUGCUGUUCUAUCAAAUCAAGAGCGUCUGUUUCUAUUACAAAAGGUAUCAGCUCCUAGUGUGGGCUCGCGGAUUGCUGGACCUGGACGAUUGGAGUGGCGAUCUCAAACACAUUCAAGAGGCAGAAGAUGCUCUUGCCAGGGAUUGCGCGCUUUUUGACAUGGAAUACAUGAAGGGUCAAAUGAGAGCGAUGAUCAUGGACACCGAGACAGCGGAAGACUCCCAGGAGUUUCAGAAGCGUCUGCAGGCUAUACGCCGCGUGGAUCCGCAGGCUACCGUAAAAACCAUCGAAAGCUUAAAAGAGAGUGUCAUGGAUGACCUAUAUACUUGGAUUUUUGAUACUGAGCAAUUCAAGGGCUUUAUGUGUUGGGAAGAGAACGGGCCUAGACGACUCUGGAUCAGUGGGCAGGCUGGAACUGGAAAGACAAUGCUUUCAAUAGGCACUAUAAAAGAACUGCAAACACGGGGUCUCAGGGAGCCAGAGCCCCCAACGAUCCUAUACUUCUUCUGCCAACACACCGAUGCAGACUUGAACAACGGGGUUGCAGUACUCCAAAGCCUGGUGUGGAUGCUUCUCCGACAACAGCCCCACCUAAGCUCACACCUUGAUGAGCAAUUCUCUCAUUCAGGACAGAAAUUCAUCAGUGAUUGCAAUUCAUUCGCUACGUGGUGUGAUCUGUUGACAGGUAUGCUGAUAGAUUCAGCUCGUGUCAUAAUUGCCGUCGACGCUCUUGAUGAAUGUGAGGAAGGUUCGCGCAGGCAACUAUUGCAAUUCAUGAACGGUAUCAUUACCAAGGAAAGAAUGUCCCAUGUCAAAUGGUUCAUUACCAGUCGGUUACUAUUGGAGAUUCCAGACAGCCGACCUGAGACAACACUACAAUACCAUAGGCUUCUGCUGCUGGAUGAUCAGAACCUCAUUCCCUGGAUAAACGCUUAUAUUGAUCGAAAGGUCCAGGUGCUUCGUGACAAAGCUCAGAACCAAGAGCGUGUUGACAGGCUGAAAGAUCAGUUACAUGACCGAGCCAGCAACACGUAUAUUUGGUUCUCUUUAAUGUUUGGGGAGAUAGAAAAUGCACCCGAGGCCCGGUGGCAGAAAAUCAUCGAAAAUACCCCACGUCAGCUGAAUGAGUUAUACGAGUCUCUGCUCAGACAACUGCCCUGGCCAGAAUGCAAAACCGUUCUAACUGUUGCAAUGGUGGCACGCCGACCCUUGUCCUUGUGGGAGAUGGAGCAACUUACAGGAAUGGAGACAGGUGUCAAUGCAGGAAGGGACUACGUCACGGGGUGUAGGUCGUUUCUGAGUAUCCGUGGCGAGAUGGUGUAUUUCAUCCACCAAUCUGCUCAAGACUGGCUACUGUUGAACAAGCACCAGCUUCGUGAUGGGCCUCCGCAAGACCCUAGUGUGUUUGAGAAGUGCAUCCACCGUGAUAUCUUUGAGAGGUCUUUCGAAGGAAUGUCAGAGACCCUGAAAGAAAACAUAUAUCAGCUUCCUCACUGUGGCGUCUUAUCUACCGAGGUGGAGACACCCUCACAAGAUCCACUCGCCGCUAUCCGCUACUCUUGUCAAUAUUGGGCUUACCACCUCAACGAAGCCGAAGUUAUGCAAGACGUCGGCAUGCUUGGUUUUCUCCGACGGCAUUUUCUUCAUUGGCUGGAGGCCUUAGCCUUGAUGAGAAUUGUACCAGAAGCAGUAGGAAUCAUUGAUAUGUUACGAUCAAUCCCGGCAUUGAAAUCUGAUCUUGAAAUACGCGAAUUUUUGCUGGAUGCAAAGCGGUUUGUCUGGAGGCACCAACAAACACUUAUGAUUGCACCACUUCAAGUCUACGUUGCGCUUAUGUUUACUCCAAAGACUAGCCUAGUGCGGAACUCAGGAGCACUCCCAGAAUGGAUCCUCCAGGGACCAGAUAUAGAAGAGAACUGGGGGUCUCUACUACAGACCUUCGAGCAUUCAUCAAGUGCGCUGUCUGUGACCUUGUCUCCCAGUGACCGAAUCAUUGCAGGCACAGAUGGAAAUAUGGUAAGAAUAUGGGAUGCAAGAACAGGCAUUUUGAUCAGAUGCCUCCUUGUUGAGGAGUAUGAUUUCAUUGAACCAUGGGACGCUGUUCAUUGGGUCCAUUUCACCUCAAACAGUCAACUGUUGCUCGCUUCUACAACGCAGAAAGUAUUUGUUUGGGAUACAGUUACGUGGGAAAUGUCACAUACAGUGGGGUGCACUGAUGACAUUGACUACAUUACAGUGUCUCCUAACAGCCUGUUACUUGCAUGCUUACACGGAGACGGAAGAAUAACUCUGUGGCAAAGGAACGGCACCUCAUGGAGACUCAGAUGGACUCACCACAGCUCAGGUGCAAAUUGGCAACGUAUCGAACCGGCUUGUCUAUCAUUCUCAUUUAAUAACCGCCUACUCGCUUAUACUAUGUAUCCGAGCAGCUUCGGAGUUUUGGACACAGAACGCGGCAAUAUACAGCAAGCAGCUGUGCCUCGGGGGGUUCGGGGUCGUUUGAACGCAGUCAAGUUUUGUCGAGACGGCAGAAUUCUGCUACAAGCAGAUGAUACUAUCGAGAUAUGGCGGCAUGGAGACAAGUGGGAACUGGACUGCACAUUUGAAUUACCGAUGAUUCCCACAAAUAUUGCAGUCUCUCCCAAUGAUAGGCUUAUUGCAUUAUCAGGAGACGGUUCAGCAAUACACGUGGUGGAUAGACAGGAAGGGAUGAUCAUGCAAACUUUAAGGGGCCACACAUCCGAGGCUUGUGAUUUAGCCUUCUCUUCGGACGGUCAAUUCCUUGUGUCGAGUGGAUCUGAUAUUACAAUCAGACUAUGGCUAAUUGCACCUGAGGAGUACGACAAAGUCCCAGUUGAGCGAUGUAAAGCAAUCGGAGGUGUGGCACUCUCCGCGGAUGGCUCCUUAUUCGUCACAGUAAGACCCCUGAGAACAAUUAAAACAUGGAAUGGAUAUACGGAAGAGCAUCAAAAAACAUUCAAAGCACCUAGAAUUAGUAUCCUUGAAUUCACCGUGACUAUUUCUCCAGACAACAAGCUGGUGGCAUGGGUAUCUCACGACGGGUGCGUCGCGGUAUGGGAUGCAGAGACGGGUCAGGUUAUUGCGACCCAAGGCAGAAGACUACGGUCUCGGAGACUUUGCACAUGCUGUUAUUUGCAAUUCUCUUCCACCAGCAAGCUACUGGGCUGGAUAGAAGACGUUGGUACUAUCCGUGUGUGGAGCAUACAGCCAUGCCGUCUUUUGAAAGAGUAUCAGGGGGGAGAUGGUACCAAGUAUACGGUUUCCACUAUUCGUCGAAAGAGACGAGAAAAAUUGUCACUUGUUCUCCAAGCCCUAGAGAAUGAGCUCAACAUGAGUAAGGAAGUAGGGUACAGUCCAGAGAAUUGCCUCUCCCAAGAUGAUGCCGCACAUACUCCAAGAAUUACCGUUGAAGAUGAUUGGGUGGUCUUGGGGGAGCAGAAAAGCAUCUGGUUGCCCCCGGAAUAUCGGCCUUGGAGGUUGAAUGGCGGCUGGGAUGCUCAGAGCAAUGUAGUUGUCAUUGGACUUGAAUCUGGCAGAUUUUACUCCAUUCGGUUCAACCCCCACGAGAUGUCAGCAGGGCAAUUGCAACGGGACGAUGCUGAGGAAGAUUAUGAUGCCGACAGUUCAAGUGGCUCAUUGUUUUGAGUAUUUUUAUCUUGAUGACGAUUUAGCCAGCGACAGUCUUUCUCCUGACUCGGGAUACUUGGCUGAUGGGGAAUGACG